AUGACAUCUACCCUUCUUUCUCAUCCAGGAACUAACUGGUUAGUGGAGAUUGUCUGUCUGAUUCUUUCCAAGGGGGAUCCUACAUGGGUAAAAUCUCUGCCUGUCGAGGAGCGUGCUCCAUGGAUAGAAAUUGGUGAAUAUAGUAGAACACUAAAAAAUAAGGAGGACCCACGUCUCAUCACCUCUCAUCUCCCUGUCCAACUCUUCCCCAAAUCUUUCUUCUGUUCCAAAGCCAAGAUGAUUUAUCUAUUAAGAAAUCCCAGAGAUGCUCUUGUGUCCGGUUACUACUUCUGGCAUUCCACAAAUUUCUUUAAGAAACCAGAGUCACUGGAAGGAUUCUUUAAGGACUUCAUUCAAGGAAAUGUACCAUAUGGAUCGUGGUUUGAGCACACACGUGGCUGGUUGUCCUUGAGAGACAGAGACAACAUCCUGCUGCUUAGUUAUGAAGAGCUGAAAAAGGAUGCUAGGAGUGCCAUCAAGAAGAUCUGUGAGUUUCUAGGAAAGAAAUUGGAACCAAGGGAACUGGAUCUGGUGAUAAAGAACAGCUCCUUCCAUGUCAUGAAAGAAAUCAGGAACCCUGAGACCAGCACUCUAACUCAUAAGGAAACCCAUUUUUUAAUAGUGAGAAAAGGCAUCACUGGGGACUGGAAGAGUCACUUCACAGUAGCCCAGGCUGAAGAAUUCAAUAAAACAUUUCAGGAGAAGAUGGCAGAUUUUCCUAAAGAGCUGUUUCCAUGGGAAUAGUAUAAAGUAUAUGAAUCUUACAGGGAUACUUCAUAUGUUCUGUUGUCCUUGAACAUGUAUAUGGCUUAGCAUUAUGGCGUAAAAUCUACUUUUUUUAAAUCAAAACUUUCAUCAC
Acomys russatus (golden spiny mouse) is the source of this 859-nucleotide messenger RNA. Its product is annotated as sulfotransferase 2A1-like. Gene Ontology annotation, cellular component: cytoplasm. Lineage: Eukaryota; Metazoa; Chordata; Mammalia; Rodentia; Muridae. The transcript is spliced from 5 exons. Gene Ontology annotation, molecular function: sulfotransferase activity. Bases 1 to 744 code for a protein of 247 amino acids. Gene Ontology annotation, biological process: sulfation. The record is from RefSeq and is a predicted model, not a curated record.